Messenger RNA from Amoebophrya sp. A120, 3563 nucleotides. NCBI's taxonomy places the organism in Eukaryota, Dinophyceae, Syndiniales, Amoebophryaceae. The record is from the annotation of a GenBank genome assembly.
GUUGAGUAAACCUACCUACCUACCUACGAGCGCUGCGUACUUUGAAAUAGGUCCAAGAACGCGCGUCGUUUCGUCUUUUCCUUCAAAGGAUGGCCCUGAAGUUGGAACGCGCAUCAACACGCUAAAAACCGGCGAAGAGCUACAGUCCUCGGCCAGUGCCAGUGCUUACGACUUGGUUUCGGUGCCUCUCUCCGAUACGACCAGAUGCUUUUGCCCACAGUGACGAUGUCUCCAAGAAUCUUCGUCGCAGCUUGCGUGUUCUUCCUGUUCGGAUCACCACCAUCAAGCAACACAUUCGUGAGGGCGGUGAGCCUGCCAUGGUGGUUCAUAAACCGAAGCCCUCGGGAAUUUGUGUUGCGAUGGCUUCCACGAGAUCGCGCGUCAGACGCAGUGGACGGUGUGGAGGUCGGGCGCGUCCCACCUGCGAUUUCUGGUCAUCAAGCGGUUUUCUACUCCAUGAAUACGUACGAGAACGACGCCUUCCGGCUCGUGUGGGCGGAAAAUGGAGCGGUCACCUCCGACGUUUUUGUCCGAGAUGCUGGUAAGUUCGGGGUGCUUGUCAUUGCGCCCGACCUGGACGAGCAGCAAAAGGUCGUGACCGAGGUCUUCCGUUUCUCCGCACUGAAGCGGGAUAUUCUCAGCCGCGGGGCACUAACAUCCUCGUCGUCGGCCACGUCCGCAAAGUGCAGCGCAGAUGCUCAGAACGAGGAUCAUGGAGCGACUGCUGGGGCAAGUUCUUCUUCUUGCCUCAGCGAGCAACAAAUCGCGCAACUGGAAAGCGAGAUUCCCGGACAGCAGUGGGGGGAGCUGGUUGCUGCGGUUUCGGAGGGACUCCCGGUUUUGAUGAAGUCUUCUAGCGAUUUUGCCAAGAUGAAACCCGCUGAGGGCAGCCACGCGCCAGACGAGAUGGUGGUGUUCAACUUGGCUAGCCAGCCCGCGGAGCUGGUGGCGGAGGUGGGAUCGGUCCGCUUCGCUAUCCCGCCAGCGCCGACAGCAGCUGCACCCGCAUCCGAAGGACUACCACAGCAAGCGCCACUGAGUAUGGUUCGCGUAAAGGCCGACGCGAACACGGCUUUUGUCUUGUCCACAGGAAUCGAAAAAUCCUCUUCAAAUGACGACUCCUCGUCCGGUUGGUUUGGCGGCGUGGCUGCACCUUCUCCUUUGCUGGAGCACAAGUUUUCCUAUCCGGGGGAGCUUUUUCUCCUCGUCAUUGCGCCCGAUGGAAAGAGUGUGGGAACUUUCAUGGAGGACGAAAUGAAAGUGUUCUUCGCCAACACGGGCGUUGCAAACGAGUGCGCCCCGGAAGGCACGAGCUCUAGCAGCGACGAGGACGACCUGGCGAACUUUCACAAAUGCUUGGGGGACAACAUGUACUUGCCGAUGAAAGUACAAGCGGUACCUCAGGACGUCGAGGCCGAUGUGGCCAAUAAAACCGUCGGUAGUAGUACUAGUGCAAAAGAAGGCAGCAGGGUACCGACCACUCUCGAUGACACCGAAACUACCGAUCUCGUUCCCGACACGCGGUUUCGAAUGCCGCCCGGGUUCGUGCGAACCUGGUUCCCCCAGCUGUGGGAAUCGGUGUCGCAUUUCCGUCUUUGCAAUGUGCAGCCGGACACCACCCCGCUUCGCGAAGCGGACCCCUUGACGCUGCCGGACGGACGCACGGCGCGGGUGCACGUGUUGCGGGAAAACCCGUCCGUGUUUGUCGUCGAGGAUGUGGGCAUAUGCAUGGAAAAUAUGUACGUCUCGGUCUGGAUCUGUGAAGAUGCGUUGUGUGGAUACGUCGGCAAGGAUCUGUGAACUGCAGUAAAAGGAUUUGUGAGUUUCAUUUUUGUCGUGCAGCUAGUGGACGAUGGAAACACAAACAACUUCAGGAAUAGUGUGCAAAAUAGAUAUGGUAAGACUAAGUAGCGUCGCAUCGCGAACUAUAUAUUACCAGCCGAAAAACCACUUGCGAUGCGUUGUUCACGCUGCACAGAAGGCCGGCGCGCUGUGAUGCGCAUGCGCGACUCGGCAUGAAGAUGAAGAUGACCUCAAUGCGCGUACUUUAUAUGCAGACCACGACCUAGAGGGCAUGUGAUUUUUUCCAGUGAAUAGGGUACCGGCGCCGAGUGCGCGCCCCUGAUCGCGCGCGGCGGGCCGGGCCAGCUGACCCGCGCCAGCGUGACCAGCAAGGGCGGAUACAGUAAGGCGCGGCGGACGCUAUCAAAUGCAAAAAUAUCUGGGUCUGGAAGAAUGCAAGGCUUGUCAUGCUUGUCUGGCAUGACCCAUGAUGCUUGAUGUAAUGCAUGACCCAGCAUCACAGAUUUUUGGAAGGCUUCCUGAUGCCAUUUCCGCAAGACAAAUGCCCUCCUCGCGUAGCACAAACGUGGCCCCUCUUGCUGGUCAUGCAAUACAGAUUUUUUUAGAGUCCAGAGUUAGCAUCACAAGUUCCAACUUUCCAGACCCAGACGCUUUUGCAUUUGAUAGACGCUGAGCCGCAACAUGUUCCCCCAGUACGUGGAGGACGAGACGGCGCUGUCGGACGACUUCGAGAAUAUCAAAGUGAAAAAAGCCCCCACCCCAUAUCGGAAACGGAAGAUGCGCGAAUUUGUGAUGCUGUAUUUUAGUACACAAGUCGACUUGUAUUGCUCGAAGGCCAAGAGACGAAGCUGCGGCCUAAACUGCAGGUAAUCUGUCAUGCUGUUUCCCACUUCCAGUUGCCUCCUGUCAUCCUGGAGCUGCAAGGCUUUUCCACCUUAGGCAGCACUACAGUCCGCAUCUUUUGCCUUCUACCAUCACAAAGCUGAUUUGUGGCCACAAAUCUGCAUCACAGAGUUUCGUUUUGAUAUGGGGAGGGGGAUUUUUCAUUCCGAUAGAGAAGCUGCUGCGGACACUGGGGCUGCGCUUCUUCAACGUCACUCGGCAGCUCACCAAGUACCCCGUGCACACGCCCGGACAGGAACCCAUCAACUGGCUCUACUACAAGGCGGGCUACGAGUACCGCCCGCACUGCGACGGCAACUGCGGCCUGCCGAAGCUGGAGAAGGGCAUGCGGGUCUGCACCACGCUGUUGUACUGCAACGAGCCGGAGCGCGGGGGCGCCACCGUGUUCCCAAAAGACCGAAUCAAGUACACCCCAAAAGAGGGCAGCCUCCUCCUGUUCACCUACAAUCCGGACCCCGCGUCCCUCUCCUUCCACAGUGCCUGUCCGGUGUUAAAGGGUUUCAAGACCACGGCGACGCAGUGGUACCGCCUUGGGGUGUACCAACUGCAAAAAUGUCUGGGUCUGGAAGAUUGCCAGGUUUGUCAUGCAUAUUUUACAUGCCCCACGAUGCCUGUAGUGCAUGGCUUAGCAUCACGGAUUUUUGGAAGGCUUCCUGAUCCUGAUGCCUAUUGCGCAUGACAAAUGCCGUUUCCGCGUAGCACAAUCGGGGCUCCUGCUCUUGCUGGUCAUGCUAUGCAGAUUUUUUUAGAGUAGAAAAACAGCAUGACAAGUUUGGAUCCUUCCAGACCCAGACAUAUUUGCAUUUGAUAGGGCGUCCGCAAAAGACGACUGGAACAACUACCUCAAGCGGCAAUGA